Molecule: messenger RNA, 237 nt
Organism: Closterium sp. Yama58-4
Lineage: Eukaryota; Viridiplantae; Streptophyta; Zygnematophyceae; Desmidiales; Closteriaceae
Source: the annotation of a GenBank genome assembly
AUGUGCGUCCAAGGUGUUGAGGGGGAGGAUGUUGAGGAGGAGGAGGAGGAGGAGGAGGAGGAGGAGGAGGAGGAGGAGGAGGAGGAGGAGGAGGAGGAGGAUGAGGAGGAGGAGGAGGAGGAGGAAGAGGAGGAGGAGGCAGUGGCGUCGGCAGCGGUGGUGGUGGUGCCAAGAAUCAAACGAACUGAUCUAUCCCUUCUGCCCCACCCCUCUUUCGUCAGUGCGUACAGGAGGUAG